AUGGAAAAUGUUUAUAAACUAUAUGGUGUUCAUAUUCCAUGUAUUCAUAACAUCUUAGAUGUAAAACCGGCCGAUUUAGAAAAACCUAAAGCAUUUCAUAUUGGAAAAUUGGAAUUCAAUAGUUCGAAGAAUAUUCUAGUUUAUGAUGAUGAAGACAAUCCGAUAGGAAAGGGUGAUCGGAAAAAUGAACAAUGCAAAAUUUCGGCUCGGAAAACAUUUACAACCAAAGUUGAGAACGAAAUUUACUUGUAUGAAGAACAAGUAACUCCAGAUAUAGGAGUUAAAAGUCUUGUUCAACGCAUUUUAAAUCUUCCGUCAAUUGACAAGGCAACAAGUUUCAUGUUUAAUCUUGGGAUGAACAUCGAUUAUGAUACAAUUCAGGCAAUUCAUUAUAUAUCAUCAUUAAGAAAAACACAUCCAGAAGUGAUAGAUUUGGCAUUAAGUAAUGCAUAUCUUCCGGAAGAAUCAGAUGAAUAUCAGCAAAACAAAGACAUGAUUUCAAAAAUCAUCGAAGAAGUUUUUGAUAAUAAAGACAAGGAAAGAGAUCCGGAUUUUGUUGUAAGAAGGAAGAGGAAAAAUGGUUUGUGA
This is a messenger RNA of Trichomonas vaginalis G3, 588 nucleotides long. RefSeq lists its product as uncharacterized. The transcript has a single exon. The record is from RefSeq and is a predicted model, not a curated record. Lineage: Eukaryota; Parabasalia; Trichomonadida; Trichomonadidae. The coding region runs from base 1 to 588 and encodes 195 amino acids.